Messenger RNA from Protobothrops mucrosquamatus (brown spotted pit viper), 1053 nucleotides. Its product is annotated as DNA mismatch repair protein Msh3. The record is from RefSeq and is a predicted model, not a curated record. Lineage: Eukaryota; Metazoa; Chordata; Lepidosauria; Squamata; Viperidae. Gene Ontology annotation, molecular function: mismatched DNA binding; ATP binding; ATP-dependent DNA damage sensor activity. Gene Ontology annotation, cellular component: nucleus. Gene Ontology annotation, biological process: mitotic recombination; somatic recombination of immunoglobulin gene segments; mismatch repair.
UGAAAUUAAUUCCCGACUUGAUGCAGUAUCUGAGAUUCUCUUCUCAGAAUCAAGUGUUCUUGGUCAAAUCAUAUCUCUAUUGUGUAAGGUUCCAGAUGUUGAGAGAGGAAUUUGUAGUAUUUAUCAUAAAAAGUGUUCUGUUCAAGAAUUCUACUUGGUAGUAAGCACACUCUCUAACUUGGAAACAGCAGUCAAAGCACUGGUUCCAGCUAUACAAGUUCAAGUGCGGACAUCCUUGCUGCAUAAAAACCUCUUGGAAAUUCCUGAAUUGCUUAGUUCAACAAAAAAAUAUUUAAGUAAACUUAAUGAAGAAGCAGCAAAAAUUGGUGACAAAACCGAACUAUUCAGGGAUUUGGAUGAUUUUCCUUUAAUAAGGAAGAGAAAGGAUGAGAUUCAGACAAUACUCUGUCAAAUCCAGAAUCAUAUUCAGGAUGUACGAAAAAUACUAAAUUCCUCCUCUGUGGACUACGUAUCAGUAUCAGGGCAAGAGUUUCAGAUUGAAGUUAAAAAUUCAGUUGUAUCUUUUGUACCAUUAGAUUGGAUUAAAGUUAGCAGCACAAAGGUUGUGAGCCGUUUUCACACUCCUUUUAUUAUAGAAAAUUACAGAAAGCUAAAUCAACUACGUGAGCAACUGGUCUUUGACUGCAAUUCUGCAUGGCUAUGUUUUUUAGAUCAUUUUAAUGAGCAUUAUCAUGCACUCUCUCAAGCUGUGGAUCAUCUAGCAACUGUGGACUGUGUUUUUUCCUUGGCUGAGGCUGCCAAACAAGGAGAUUAUUGCAGACCUGUCAUAAUAGAUGAAAGAUCAGAAAUAAUGAUAAAAAAUGGGAGACAUCCUGUGAUAGAUGUGUUACUAGGAGAGCAACAGCAAUAUGUUCCAAAUGAUACAUUCUUGUCAGAAGAUAGUCAAAGAGUAAUGAUAAUUACUGGACCUAACAUGGGUGGAAAGAGCUCUUACAUAAAACAAGUUGCAUUGAUUACUAUCAUGGCACAGAUUGGUUCUUAUGUACCAGCUGAAGAAGUAAGAAUUGGUAUUGUGGAUGGCAUAUUUACCAG